GGCACCACCAUGCCCUGGUGUGCGUGUGAGUGUGUACGUCCUACUGAGCUCAGGGUUGCUCGCAUGAGUGGGAGGUAACCCACCAGUGGCUGGCUACAACACUAAAGAAAAAGGUCUUGCCCUUCUCCAUUAACCAUUAACUGCCAAUGACUCCAUGUAAAGGGUGGAGCCUUGAGAGCCCCUCCCCCAGCAACUGUUAACUGCCUAUAUAGCCCCGAGAGGUGUGGGCCUUGUGAGUACUUCAUAUAUUUAUAUUGGUUUUUCUAGACAGGGUUUCUCUGUAGCUUUGGAGCGUGUCCUGGAACUAGCUCUUGUAGACCAGACUAGCCUCGAAUCCAGAGUCCUGGGAUUAAAGGUGUGUGCCACCACCACCCGGCCUCUCCCAUAUAGUAGGCUACAUAGCUCAGGCUGAUCUUGAACUUGAGAUCCACCUGCCUCUGCUUCCUGAAUACUGGGAUCACAGGCAUGUCCUGCCAUAUCUGGCUCUGAAGUACCUAUUUCUUUGGACUUGUUUCUUUUCUUCUUUUUUAAAAAACUUGAGACUAUAUAACUGACAAGCGCUCUUUAGUUCUAAGACCCCAGUAGAUGAGUCGAUUGGUUUAACAGAAAUUUGGGUGAGUCUCAGAGGGUUUCUCAGUUUUACAUCUAGCAGGUUUGGGCACCAUCACUUGAUCCUCCCAAACCUGGUACUUUAAUCUUACACUGUCAUCACCCCCGCUCAGUUUCCCGCCCUAGGUCCCGAUUUGCCAUAUCCUAAGGGACACCAUGAACCUAUGUUCUUAGGUUCUGUGACUGCGGACUGAUGGAGGAGACAGGAGUCGUUUAAGGACCAAGACGAGGCGUACAUUUCCUUCUGGGAGCAAACAAGUUGGUGGCUUCCUAUUUGUUAUUCUGUAAACAGUGUCUUGGCUGUGUUCAGUUCCCACUGUGCAUUUACAACGUCUGGACAGUUCAUUCAUUUUAUCCUGCACUGUACGAAAUAGGCCAUCUCCACAGUAUGUAAUGAUAGCUGUUUAUCGAAGGGACGCCAGGGGCUUAAGCCAUAUAAUACCAUGUUAAAUAAGGACCCAUCCUGUUCCUAAUUCUACGAUUAGUUCAUUAUACCACACUGUCGCACAGACUCAGCUCUUAGUGUCCCAGUUUGUUUAAAUAGUUGAAGAUGUCAUUCAGAGACAACCUGGAAACUCUGAAGCAGGGCUAACAUAUUGGGGAAAGAGGCAGCUGCUUCUCUGCCCACUUUUUUUUUUUUCAUGUUUAUUUGGUCCUCCACACUCUAAAAGGAAAAGAAACCUAGGUUUCAGAGAAAAAGGAAGGGGGCAGUGUGAGCCCCAGAAGAUAGCCAACCCCUGCUGAUUGGGAGAUACUCCCAGAAGGCUGCCCUUCUGCAGUUGCCAGGCAACAAGUGUAAACAGGACAGGAUCAUGGCCACUAACUACAGUGCCAACCAGUAUGAAAAAGCUUUCUCGCCCAAGUACUUGCAGAACUGGUCUCCUGCCAAGCCAACAAAAGAGAGAGCCUCUACCCACGAAGGUUACACUCAGAUUAUUGCCAACGAUCGAGGUCAUCUCUUGCCUUCGGUGCCCCGUUCCAAGGCAAGUCCUUGGGGUUCCUUCAUGGGCACCUGGCAAAUGCCCCUGAAGGUGCCACCUGCUCGGGUGACCUUGACCUCCCGCACAACUGCUGCUGCUGCCUCCCUCACCAAAUGGAUCCAGAAGAAUCCUGAUCUACUCAAGGCCUCUAAUGGACUGCGCCCUGAAAUCUUAGGCAAGCCCCAUGACCCUGACAGUCAGAAGAAACAGAAGAAAUCUGUCACAAAGACUGUACAGCAAGCAGCAAACCCGACCAUAAUUCCCAGUUCCCCAACUGUCGAUGGUGACAACUCAGAUGGAAUUCAAAGCUCACACCCCUCUGCAGGCCAUACCCCAGGGCCCCAAACUCCAAUUAACUCUCCCAAGUCCCCACCUGCAAGCCCAUGUUAAGACUCUCAAGCAAGUAGGUCCUUGUCUAGCUGAGACCCAGACUCGCAAAGCUCUAACUCUGCAGGGGAGGAGUCUCAGAAGACAUUUUAGGGACUGACUGGAAUACGGAAGACCCUGUAUUCAGAAACGUGGAACAGAGAAAUGGUGGGCCAGGAGGAAAGGCAAAUUUGGGCAAAUAAACAUUGUUAAGUCUUUUACUGA
Alexandromys fortis (reed vole) is the source of this 2180-nucleotide messenger RNA. It is a transcript of the gene Cfap126, whose product is annotated as cilia and flagella associated protein 126. The coding region runs from base 1422 to 1979 and encodes 185 amino acids. The record is from RefSeq and is a predicted model, not a curated record. Gene Ontology annotation, cellular component: ciliary basal body. Gene Ontology annotation, biological process: cilium organization. The transcript has 5 exons. Lineage: Eukaryota; Metazoa; Chordata; Mammalia; Rodentia; Cricetidae.